Molecule: messenger RNA, 8979 nt
Organism: Psammomys obesus (fat sand rat)
Lineage: Eukaryota; Metazoa; Chordata; Mammalia; Rodentia; Muridae
Gene: Nwd1
Product: NACHT and WD repeat domain containing 1
Exons: 19
Coding region: 191-4936 (1581 amino acids)
Molecular function (GO): protein binding
Source: RefSeq, a predicted model, not a curated record
AGGCACUGUGAAGGGCCCUGAGCUUAUGGAAGACAUCCCACUCUUGCUGAGGAGUCUGCAGUUACAUACAGGAGCCAAAAUGAUGGGCAGCUGCCCAAGGACCCACUGAGGGUCAGAUUUUUCAACAAGCCUCUGCAGUGGGCCAGGUGUGCAGACACAGGCUCCCAGGAUUCAUGCACCUGUGGGAGCCAUGUUCCCCAAGGAACAGACAGACACUGAGCAUGGAGAGGCUGAAGCUGAGGAUAUGGACGCAGAGAGAGAAGCCUUGGAGUGUAUGGCCUACCCUGAGGUGCAGAGCUUCUGCCAGAAACACGGCUUGACAUUCGAGGUGGUUGAUCUGAGGUGGGGUAUUCGGAACACACAGGCCACUGACCACUUGACCACAGAACUCUGCUUGGAAGAACUUGAUCGCUGUCAGAAAACAUCCAUAGGCCCAGCUUUCGUGGCCCUCCUGGGAGACCAGUAUGGCCCCUGCCCAGUUCCUGCACGGAUUGAGGAGAAGGAGUGGGAUGUACUGAGGGCUCAGCUGACCUCCAGGCCUGAAGAUCUGGAGCUGGUGGCCAGAUAUUUUCGGAGAGACGAUAACACCAUUCCUCCCACUUACGUCCUGCAGCCUCCGGGCUCCAUGGAGGCCCGAGGGCCAGAGGAAGCCACCUUGACCUCUAUCCUAAGAGCUGGAGCCCAGGAGGCCUGGAGGCAAGGCCUCAUCAGCCAGGAGCAAUGGACAUGCUACCAUCGGUCAGUCAUUGAAUGGGAGAUCGAGCAGGGCCUCCUGAGCUCAGCUCGAGGGGACCAGAGAGCCACCAUCUUCUUGAGAGAUGUACAGGACCUUAGUAAACACAUCUUGGAUGAUUGCUCUCUGAAGAUGGUGGACCGGUUGGCAGAUGGCUGCCUGGAUACCAACGCCCAGAGUCUUCUCAGUGGCCUUAAGGGGCGCAUACUGAAUGCUCAGCCUGGAGCCCUGAAGUCCCACUGCCUGCCCUGGACCCGUGACCUGGUCAACCCCAAGAACAAGGCUCAUGCCCGCUACCUGAAAGAGCUAAGUGAGCAGUUUGUGGCCAGAACCAACCAUCAGGUCCUGGAGCAGCUUCGAGAGCUAGAGUUGGCCAGACAGGAGCUGGGCUGGCUCUACCAGGAGAUCCGCCACCACCUCUGGCAGAGCACAGAGACCACCAGGAUCUUCUGUGGUCACCAGGAGUUCCUGGCCCAGCUGGGGCAGCAGCUCAGGCAGGAUGAGAACCGGCCCCAUACUCCCUUGGUUCUCUAUGGACCACCAGGCAUCGGGAAAACAUCCCUAAUGUGCAAGCUAGCUCAGCAGGUACCAAGGCUGCUUGGCCACAAGACAGUGGUCAUCCUGAGGCUGCUGGGGACAACGAAGAUGAGUCUGGAUGCCCGUAGCCUCCUCCACAGCGUCUCUUUCCAGCUGUGCUUGGCAUAUGGGCUGCCACUACCCCCAGCCCAGGUCCUGGAGGCCCAUACCCGGGUGGGCCACUUCUUCCACACCCUCCUCCACACUGUGUCUCAGAGAAACGUUGAGUCCCUCGUUCUGCUCCUGGACUCUGUGGAUGACCUGGAUUCCACAUGCCAUUCUCGAAGGGUCUCCUGGCUGCCCCUCAAGUGUCCCCCGAGGGUGCACCUCAUCCUCUCUACAUGCUCAGGCCAGCAGGUGUUACACACCCUGCAACAGACCCUCAAGGACCCCUGUGCCUACUGGGAGGUGAAGGCCCUGUCUGGAAGUCAAGGGCAGGAGUUCAUCCAGCUGCUACUGGCUGCAGAAAGGAGGACGCUGAGCCCGGGGCAGAGGGAUGUCCUCUGGGCCAGCCUGCCAGAGUGUGGCCACCCAGGGCGGCUAAGGCUGGCCUUUGAAGAGGCUCGGAAGUGGUCCUCCUUCACUGUUCCCGUGCCCCUGGCCACCACAGCCGAGGAAGCCACACAUCAGCUCUGCAUCCGCCUGGAGGAGACUCACGGGCAGCUGCUGGUGGCUCGUGUGCUGGGCUACAUUGUGUGUUCCAGGUACGGUCUCUCAGAGGCAGAGCUAAAGGAUGUGCUGUCUUUGGAUGACGAAGUCCUGCAGGCUGUGUACCGGGACUGGACCCCUCCUAGUAAGGAGCUGCUGCGUUUCCCACCCCUGCUGUGGGUGCGGCUCCGCCGGGACCUGGGGCACUGCCUGACUAGGAAGCCUGUGGAUGGAUGCAUGCUGCUGGCCAUUGCGCACAGACAGCUGUCCCAGGUGAUCCAAGUUCGAUACCUGUCUGGGCCUGAGAGAGCCAAAAGGCAUGGUGUGCUAGCUGACUUCUUCUCUGGAGCCUGGAGCCAGGGCACCAAAAAACUUGUCACCUUGCCACUCGUGGGGAAGCCCCUGAACCUGGACCGGAAGGUGGCCCCACAGCCACUGUGGUUCUCAGGCACAGUGGCCAACAGGAGGAAGCUGACAGAAUUACCCUUCCAUCUGCUGCACGCAGGCCGCAUGGAGGAGCUGAAGCAGGAAGUUCUGGGGAACAUGAGCUGGAUUUGCUGCCGCGGCAUCUCUGGGGGCAUUGAGGAGCUGCUGGAUGACUUUGACAUGUGUGCCCCUCACAUGGACUCUCCUGAGGUUGGUCUGGUCAGAGAAGCUCUCCAGCUGUGCCGCCCUGCUGUGGAGCUCCGGGGCAUGGAGAGGAGCAUCCUGUACACGGAGCUCCUGGCCAGGCUCCUCUUCUUUGCUACAUCGCAUCCGGCGAUCAUCGGGCAGAUGUGCCAACAGGCCCAGAGCUGGUUCCGCACCUGCCCCCACCCGAUGCUGGUGCCCCUGGCAGGGUUCCUCCAGCCGCCAGGUGGGCCUCUUCGUGCCACUCUCACUGGGUGUCACAAAGGUAUCUCCGCUGUAGCAUGGAGCCUGGAGGAGAAGCUUCUGGUGGCGGGCACCCAGGAUGGCGCCGUGGUCGUGUGGGGUGUGGAAGAGCAGCAGGUGGUCCAUGUUCUCACGGGACACACAGCUGAGGUGAGGUGUGUGCAAGUGUUUGCUGAAGGGACUCUCGCCAUCUCUGCAUCAAAGGAUCACACCCUGCGCCUGUGGAGCCUGCUCUCUGGCCAGGAGAAAGUCACCAUUUUGGACAGAGGCUCAUCAAAUUCCACAGAGCCUCAGAGCUGGGACCUCCAUGUGGAUGAGAUAAACAGACUCAUAUACUCAACAUCUGGCACAAAGAUCAGCGUGUGGAAUCUGGAAACUUCGAAGUUGGCUUUCUGCAUGGCAGGAGAUGCCUCUGACCCCUGGGCCUGUGUGGCUGUGCUGGCUGCCCGGAGCCUGCUGCUUGCUGUGUCCAAGGGUGGCACGGUCAGUGUGUGGAGCUCGGCCACAGGGAAACUGCAGGAGAAACGGCAGAUGUCGUGCAUCACAGGAGAGACACCUACCUGUGCUGUCUCCGUCCAGACGCAGGCAAAGCUGGUCGCUGGCUUCAGCAGCGGUUCUGUGGCUGUGGUCUCUGGCAGAGAAGACAGGCUGCUGGAGAAGCUUCCGGAAGCUGUGGGGCUCCUGGUGGUUUCUGAAGACGAUUCCCUUCUUGCAGCAGGCUUCGGAAGAUCUGUUCGGAUUUUCUUGGCCAACUCACGAGGCUUCCACCGGUUCAUGGCCACGGAUCUGGAGCAUGAAGACGUGGUGGAGACGGCGGUGUGGGGGCCUGAGAACAACCUGAUUGUCACGGGGUCCCGGGAUGCACUCAUCCAGGUGUGGAGUCUAUCGGACCAGGGUACCCUACUCCAUGUCCUGGAGGGCGUGGGUGCCCCUGCGAGCCUGCUGGUCCGGGGUGGGACUCUGGUGGUGUCUGCAUCCUGGAAGUCUUCAUCCUUCAAGAUCUGGGAUCUCACGUCCAUUCAGAAGCUGUGGUCUCCAGCUCCAUUUUUGGACCGUACUGGCCUCGCUGCGGUGUCCCACCAUGGCAGCUACGUCUACUUCCCCAAGGUUGGGGACAAAAACAAAGUCACGAUUUGGGACGUGGCAGAAGGCAAGGAGCAGGAUUCCCUGGACACGUCCAAUGAAGUCCGGUGUCUGGAGGUGGCUGAGCAGGCCAAGCUCCUCUUCACGGGCCUGGUUUCAGGGAUCGUGCUUGUGUUCCCCCUGAAUUCCAGGCAAGACGUGCUGUGCAUCCCCCCGCCUGAGGCCCGCAAGGCCGUCAACUGCAUGUCCCUGAGCAAGCGUGAGGACCGACUGGCCAUCGCCUAUGACAACAUCGUUCUGGUGCUUGACAUCAGCCCCGGGGACCCAUGUCCUACCAUCGAGGGCCCCACCUACACCUUUUACACUCAGUUGCCCGAGACCAUAGUUGGUGUGGCUGUGCUGGCCGACUACCGUGUGCUCUAUGGCAUGACAGCUGGUGGCCUCUUCCUGUACGACUGUGCAAGGUCUAAAGUGUUCCCUCUGGAGGCCCAUGGAAACAGGGUGAGCUGCCUGGACAUCAGCCACAGCGAGCAGCUGGCAGUGAGCGGGUCGGAGGAUGCGCUGCUGUGCCUCUGGGACCUGCAAGCGUGCAGGGGGAUACUCGAGAUGAGCUAUGAGAGCUCCUACUGCCGAGGGGUAUGCUGCGCUUGCUUCUCAAAGGACGACAAGUAUGUGUUCGCAGGCAUGAAGGACCGCUCUAUCAUUGCCUGGAGUGCACUGGACGGCACCCUCCUGGCUGUCCAGUUUGUCCAUGCUGUGGUCAACCGAAUCAUCCCCACCAGCAAUGGUUUCAUGGCUCCCACAAGCCAUGGCUAUCUCAUCCGAGAGCGCUUUCAGUGCCCCUCAGCCGGAGCUUCCCAGAAAGACCCUCUCAAGAAUUUUAAGAAGGCAGUGUGGCUAGUUAAGACCAGGCAGAGAGAAGAACAGGCUUCGGCAGAGGCCCCCCGGGAUACAGGGCCAGCAGCUUCAGAGGGAAAGAAAUCAAAAUCAAAUAAAGGCUCACAGGUCUGCCUUAUACUGUGAAAGCCCACUGAGGCAGAGAAUGCAGGAGCUAGCCUUGACUCAACUGCUUGAAGCAAACUGGCCAUCUCUGCUGGUGCUGUGUGGACCCCAGGCUAACCAUCUCACUAACCGUCUUUCACUUUUCUGUUGAGCUCUCAGACCUGCCCUUAGGUUAGCAGCAGCCCAUAUCUCCCACCCUACUCUAAGAAGUUGCAGCAAAGCCUUGGCUCUGCCUCUGUUGGUCUCAGUGGCACAACUCAUCCUUGAGCCAACCACUGACUCUGGAAUGAUCUGCAAUCACUGGGAGGACCAAGAGCGACCUAGUGGAGGGCCACGCACCUGCUUUGUGGCCGAGAGUGAGGGACUGCUGGGAUGUAAUGGGUGUUGUCCUGUCUUGGAUGGCAGUGAGCAGCCAAUAACAGCCUGUAAUCCACACUGCAAAGCCAGCGCUGUCUUGCCAGUCUUUCCGCUCCCACAUGUAAAGCCAGAGGUCUGGAUUAUCAUGCCACGAACUUUUGCCCUUUCAAAGCUGGUGAUUGACACCACAGGCACAGUUAGCUCCUGUUCUGAGAUUAAAAAUGGUAUGUAAAAAUUUCAUCUGGGUGGGGUGGUGGCACAGCCUUCAAUCUCAACAAUGAGGAAGUAGAGGAAGGUGGGUUUCUGUGAGAUCAAGGCCAGUCUGGUCUACGAGUGAGUUCCAGGACAGCCAGAGUUCUGUAGAGAGACAGGGAUAGGGAUGGCUCAGGGCUUAAAGCACCUGUGGACCCACUGUGAGGAUUGGUGUUUACACAACAGAACCCAGGCAUGUAAUGGGUAUACACUGUCACUACCUGUAAGUCCAGCCCCAGAAGGUGGGGACAGGCUAUUCUAGUUUCACUCGGCUAUAACAAAAACAUGUGGCCAGAAGCAACACAGGGAGGAAAGGGUUCAUUCAGCUUCUUGGGAGGCCACGGGCUGACACUGAGGGAAGUCAGGGCAAGAAUUCAAGCAAGAACUGAAGGCAAGACUGCUGGCUGUUGGGCUCAGCAUGACCAGGGAACUCACUGGGCCAAGGACGAAGAACAGAGUCUCAGUCACCAUUCUAUUGCUGUCAGGAGACACCAUGACUACGGCAACUCAUGUAAAAUAAACAUUCAAUUAGGGCCUGGCCUACAGUUUCAGAGGCCUGGUCCAUUGUCAUUAUGAGGGUAGUGGUGUGCAUGGCAGGCAUGGUGCUGGAGAAGUAGCUGAGAGCUGUGUCACAAUCUGCAGACAGGCAGGCAGAGAGACUGGGCCUCACAUGGACUUCUGAAACUCCAAAGCCCACCCCCAUGAUAUACUUCCUCCUGCAAGGUCACAGCUCCUAACCUUUGUAAUCCUUUCAAACAGUUCUUCUCCCUGGUGGCCAGACAUUCAAACAUAUGGUUAUGGAAGCCAUUCUCAUUCAAACCACCACAAGCCAGAACCAUGGAGGAUACUGUUUCUGCCUUUCUCUUAAUCAUUAGCUGAGCUUUUUUAUUCAGCCCCAGAACCACCUGCCCACAGUGGGCUCCCUCCUAUGUCAAUUGACAGUCAAGACAAUGCCCCUUGGACAGGCCCAUAGACCAAUUUGAUCUUAGCAAUCCUUCAAUUGAGACUUUCUUCUCAGGUGACACUAGGCUGUGUGAUGUUGACAGUUAAAGCUAACUAGGUUGCUGAGGAUCCUAGACACACUGGAGAGCUCUGGGUUUGAUUAAGAGACCCUGUUCAGUGAAUAAGGUGGAAGAGAAGUCAAGGAUGAUUCCUGACUCAACCAAUACAAAUACACACGCACCCACAUGUGUUCCCCCGACCCCCGGACUCAUGUUACCCAGACUGGCCUCAUACUCCAUGAGUAGCCAAAGUUGCUGGUGCAGUCUUGACCCUCCAGCAUCCACUUCCUGUUAGACGGCAGUCAUGACCUCUAGACCCAGCUGCUUGGCUCAGCUCCUUGCCACAGCAGGACAUGCUAACAUCCCCUUGCUUUGCUGCCAGACCCUCUGUCCUGAAGUGGCUCUCUGCUCUAUGCCUAGUGAGCCUGGCUUUUCUGGAGCCUUGCUAUAGUCAGACCUUAGAACUGAGGGCUCUCCUUAACUCCAUGGGACUCUAGACAGACUCAACAAAAGCUGCGCUAGAAAACAACUUAUAUCUCUGUGUUGGACAUGGAACCCAGGACUUGGAGGCCAGUGUUCUGCUGUGAGCAAUCCCUCCAGCCCCUUACUAGGGGAGUCCAGGAAAGGGCUCUGCUGCUGAGGUACAUUCUAGCUUCAAAAUCAGGCCUUUGAAGAUAUCUCCUUACUUAUUUCCCAAAUGAGGGUUCCAAUGAAUGCUUUGGCAGUUCUGAAAAUGUUAGUGUCAAGUUUCAUUAAAAAAAAAAAUAAUAUUGGUUCGAGGCCAGCCUGGUCUAUAGAGCAAGUUCCAGGACAGGCUACACAAAGAAACCCUGUUGGUAUAAUGUGGAAAGGAUACAACUUACCCUUGUUCAUUCAAAUGCUGAUUUCUCUACUUGCUUUCAAUCCGGACAUUGCAUUGGGAUGUUUAUUCUAAGCAUCACCUGUCUCAAGUUUGUGUAAACAUGCCACCAUUUGUUCUCUGUAUUUUCAAUAAACCCAGCCAGUGCUGUGCAAUGGAGAGAAUAGGGUAGGAAUCCUGGUCCAGAGAGGAGGAGAAAGAAGCGAGUAGAAAGAGUGGAAGAGCAGAGAUCUGCUGGAGAGGACUUAGAAUGAGGGAGAUGAACCAGACCUAAGACAUGACUAAAAGCAAGUAUUUUACCCAUUUACCAAAAAUGGGUAAAAUCUGAAUGGUAGAAAACUAUAUGGCUUGGAGGUUUAGGAUGGAGUAACUAUUGCCCAGCAUUGUGCUCUAGGUUAAUUAAGUAAAUCCUAGUCUCCAUGUGAUGAUUUGGGUAUACAGUUGGUUUAGGAAAAUCAAUAUUAAAUAUUGAUAACCAACAACAAAACCCUGACUUGGAAAAAAAAAAGUUGGUCUGGGUCUGGAGUUAUGACUUGGCAGCUAAGAUUCAUACUGCUCUUAUAGGGGACCCAAGUUUGAUUCCUAGUACCCAAUCAGCUGCCUCACAAAGAGCCCAGAGGAUUUCAGUGCCUCUGACCUUUGCAGACACCUGUACUCAGUCUCUUUCUCUCUCUCACACACACACACAAAACUUCAAUUAAUAAAGAUCAUUCUUUUAAAAAGAUAUUGGCCAGUGAGCUGGCUCGGUGAGGGUGAGUAGUGGCACUUGCUGCUCAACCCUGAUGGCCUGAGUUGAAUCCCUGGCACCCAAAGGGUGGAUGGAGAGAACCGACUUCAGAGUUGCUCUCUGACUCCACAUGGUCACCGUGGCAAUCACUAUGGUGAUCACACCUCCCACCAUGCACACAGACACACAAUAGUAAUAAUAAGUUUAAAGAUAAUAUUUUAAGCUGUAAUUUAAAAACAUAUGCUCAGGUACAUUGAACAAUAACUCUUUAGAUUUUUUUUUAAAAAGUAAUAGUUUAUUUUUAUUAACUUGUGCUAAUUGUACAUAUUAAUGGGGGCCCACAAGAUAUUUUCAGCAUGCAUGCAACACACACUCAUCAAACCCAGCGUCUUUAUCCACCCUUCCUCUCUGUCCCAAGCUGAGCCUCACAGUUCGAAUCCUUUUAAGCCCAGGGUAUGAGCGUGGGAAUGAGGUCUGCAUCUGACUUACUUCGUUGAACAUAAUGUCCUUCAGUUCUGUCUAUUUUGUUACAAAUUCCAGUCUUUAAUGUUUUUCUGUAUGGCUGCAUCAUAUUCUACCAUUGAGUGAACCAGAACCGCUUAUUUUGGCAUCCACUUUGGUGUUGGUGAUUGCUGGUUUAGGACCCUCCAUCUCCAUUUAACUGAAGGGGCCCUUGAGCAGGGGAAAAGCCUACUUUUUUUGCUAGGACUUUUCUAUGACUCAUGUUUAACCUAUUCAGAAAGGAUGUGAACAUUAUAACAGGGAAAGUUUAGAUGUGAGGCAGGAGGAUCUCUGUGAGCUUGAGGACAGCUGUAUAGCAAGACCCUGUCUCAAAACCAAACCAAAACAAAAUAAAAUUCCUGUGUUC